AUGUCGUUGCCUGGAGAUUUUGUUAAAAUCUGCGAGACAGUUGCUCUCACUGUGUGCCCACUCGUUGGGCGUCCGGAGGGUAUUGAGCCAGAAUGUUAUUCAAGAAACGUUGAAAUUGCUGGCACAUUAAUUUUCCAACCUGCAACCAUUAUUAUCCAUGUCAUCGCACUUGUCAUGACUUCUAUCAUGAUUUAUCAUAUAAAAUCAAAAUAUACAGCUGUUGGUCGGAAAGAAAUUGUCAUGUUUUUUUAUUUGUAUAUGAUGGUCACCUUUAUAGAAUUAUUACUUGUUUCCGGAAUCGUUCCUGCUGCAUCUGACUAUUUUGUUGCUGGCCACAUUGGUCUUAUCACAGCCACUUUUUGGUGUUUAUUACUGAAUGGAUUCGUUGGUUUUCAAUUUGCUGAAGAUGGUACACCACUUUCACUUUGGUCAAUUCGAAUUUCCUCACUUGUAGUUUUUCUAGCUGUUUUUGGCCUUAGUAUUGCUACAUUUAAAAAUUUAGCUGGUUUUACUUUUGACCAUCCCCUAGCCUUAUGGAUUGUAUUAUACAUUUUUAAUGGCGCUGCACUUGCUAUUUAUUUCGUUCUUCAAAUAGUUCUUGUUCUUAAUACCCUCGAUGAUCGCUGGCCACUUGGUGAUAUUUUAUUUGGUAUUUCUUUCUAUGUCAUUGGCCAAGUUAUCCUCUAUCUAUUCUCCGUUAAGAUAUGUGAUACUGCUAAACAUUAUAUCGAUGGUCUAUUCUUUGGAACAAUCUGCACACUUUUAGGUGUGAUGAUGGUUUAUAAAUAUUGGGACUCCAUUACCAAGGAAGAUCUUGAAUUUUCCGUUGGAAGUAAACAAAAUGUAUGGGAAGUGAAAGAAUUACUUGAAGAUGAACAGGCUUACUCAAAUUAUCCUCCCCCACCAUUACCACAAGGUGGAUUCACUGGUUAUCAACAACCACAAAGUGGUUAUAAUGCUUCUUAUCCUCAGCAACAAUAUGGAGCAUAUUAA
Cetraspora pellucida is the source of this 993-nucleotide messenger RNA. Lineage: Eukaryota; Fungi; Glomeromycota; Glomeromycetes; Diversisporales; Gigasporaceae. The record is from the annotation of a GenBank genome assembly.